This is a messenger RNA of Arabidopsis lyrata subsp. lyrata, 5671 nucleotides long. RefSeq lists its product as uncharacterized. The coding region runs from base 256 to 3363 and encodes 1035 amino acids. The record is from RefSeq and is a predicted model, not a curated record. The transcript has 2 exons. Gene Ontology annotation, molecular function: zinc ion binding. NCBI's taxonomy places the organism in Eukaryota, Viridiplantae, Streptophyta, Magnoliopsida, Brassicales, Brassicaceae.
UAGUAGUCAGGUCCUGGUGUAAGUGUUUGAAUGAUAUUUUAAGACUGAUUCCCAAUUUCUUUCUAUUCACAAUUGUAGUAGUCUUUCCUCCAGUUGUACCUGUAAAGGUAAAUGUAAAGAAGUUACUGAUAAUUGUAUUUAACAAUACAGGGAUCACAUGUGCCUGUCUUUGUAAUCGCUGGCAGUUGGGAAUGCUCUGAUAAGGGUAUAUGGGAUUUCUAUAUUGCAAAAGAAUGUUAUGCACGCAGUAUAUCUAUGAAUGUUGGUAUGAGCUACGAGGAUCUAAUCUUAGCUGUCCGUAAAGAGUUUGAACUGGAGGGACUGAGCUUCAAACCAAAAUUAAGCUACUGGCUUCCCUGUCAACUUUCUGUGUUUGCAGUGAAUUCAAGACCCCCUGUCAUCAUUACUAGCACCACGAGCGUCAGAAACUUCUUGGCUGUAAAGGAAACUGCAGUUCAUCUAAAUCUCUUAUUGUCUCUUGAACCUGAAACUGGUGAUGAUAUUGGCGUGAGGCUGAGAAAAUCUUUGGUUCCUGCUGAGAAGGGUAAAGAUUUUGGUGGGGAUGAAACUGCAGAGGCUUAUGCAGCGGUACUGCCAAUUGAGGAAGCCUUGCCUGACAGCAGAUACAAUCUUACUAGCAAGCACAGUGGUGUUAGGAGGCGGCUAUUUGUUGACACGGAUGCAUCUUGUUCAAAAACGCCAAUAAAGUUCAUCUCUGUUCCAUCAAGUAGUGAGGAGUCUAGGAAAAAUGAUUGUGGCAUCAUUAGACUUGGUGAUGCAGAUACACCAUCACUGUCUGCUCACUCUGAAGAUAACAAUGCAACAGGUAUAGUGGGACUGCGAGACGUAAGUGCUGAAGAGGAUGAAGAGUUGAUAAGAGCAGUUGAAGAUGUUGAGAAGCGUCAAAAUGAGCUACGGAUGCGUAAGGGUAAAGGUAAAUGCAAUGAUACUGAGGUUGAUACAGGCAGUAAUCAUACUGAAGAUUCUGACACAGAUGGGCUUGUUUCGUCAGGGACAGAAGAUGAUGAUCUUUGUGAUGAGGAUUACUGGAAUUUGGCAUUCGACAGCCAAUAUCCUUUUGACUUCAAUGCAUCUUUAUUCCAGUUAGGACAGCCAACAACAGAUGUCAUAUCGCCAAUUGUUGAAGAUGGAAGAUGUGAUACUGGGGAGGAGGACAUAGGUGCAGCUGUUCUGUCAUACGUGACAAGGGAAAGAGAGGAACCUCAGUUUGCAAAUGAGGACAACCUUAGAGCAGAGGUCAAAAUUGGACGAGAGGGCAAUCUUGGAGGAGAGGACAAUGUUGGAGGAGAGGGCAAUCAUGGAGGUGAGGACAAUGUAGCAGGGAAUGCAUCCCCCGGUUUUUAUGAUGAUUACCUAGUAGCCAAUGAUUCCUCAGGAUUUUCUGAUCGCAACCAAGGUGGGCCUAGUGGACUGACAUUUGCUGUGGGGAACCACAGUGAGCCUGGCUCCUCUGCUUUUGGUGUAAACGACCAACCCGGGCCUUCUUCCUCUGUAGUUGCUGUGGAAAAGCAAGCGACGGUUUCAUCAGCAUUGCCUUUGGCUACCCAACUCGGUGAUUUAGAGGAUGUGUUUGUUGAUUACACACAGAGAGGCGAUGCUGAACCAGUUUUUGAUGACAUCUACCAAGUAACUAACACAGAUGGAUGUGCCAUUAUAUCUGCUGAAGAAGAUGCAAUAUAUAUUGGUAGAGUGUUUAAAAGUAAAGAGGAUUUACAAAACACUUUAGCCAUAUAUGCCAUCAAGAGGUUGUUUCAUUUUAGGCAAACAAAGUCAGACAGAAAGCGGGUCAUAUGUGUCUGUAUUGAUCGACAUUGUAGAUGGAGAGUAUUUGCACAUAGGGUAUCACAGUAUUCAGAAAAUUAUGAGAUCAGAAGAGCAACUCUAACCCACACAUGCUCCAUCACUUCUAGGUCACAGUAUGAGAAGCAAGCUUCAGCAAAAGUGAUCGCUGCGGUUUUAAAAGAUAAUUAUGCCAACGGAUUGCCUGGGCCACGCGCAGUUGAUAUUCCGGAUAUAGUGCUAGCAGAGCUCAAAGUUUCAGUAACAUACAUGAAGGCAUGGUAUGCUAAGGAAGCUGCUCUACUUAAAAGUCGUGGGAGUGAUGAAAAGAGCUACAAGCUCCUAGCAGUUUACAUGUACCUUUUGGAAAAAGGAAAUCCGGGAACAGUAUAUAAGCUGGAAUAUACUGCUGGAGGAGCUGUUGCAAAACAAUUCAAAUACUUAUUCUUUGCUCUUGGAGCAAGCAUUGCAGGCAUUAAGUUCAUGCGAAAGGUAGUACUUGUAGAUGCAACUGCUAUAAAGAACAAGUUUAUGGGGGUCCUUAUGACUGCAAGCAUGCAAGAUGCUAAUUUUCAAGUUUUUCCAAUAGCGUUUGGAAUUGUUGAUGCAGAGAAUGAUUUGGCGUGGACCUGGUUUUUUACUCAACUCAGCUCGCUUGUCCCUGAUGCAGAGGAUAUAGUCCUUGUUUCUGAUCGGCACAGGUCCAUAUAUUCUGCGGUUCGAAAAGUAUAUCCACUUGCCUUUCAUGGAGCAUGCGCAGUCCACAUUGAAAGGAAUGUUAACGCUAAGUUUCCUGGGACAGGCCUCUCAAGCCUUGUUUGUAAAGCAGCUCGUGCAUUUAACUAUGGUGACUACAAAGAAUGGUAUGCUGAGAUUGAAAGGAGAGACAAAAGGUGUGCAGUGUUUUUGGAUGCAAUACCUCUUGAACACUGGACACAAGCAUUUUGUAAAGCAAAGCGCUACAAUAUGAUGAGCAGCAACAUUGCUGAGGCUCUAAAUGGUGCAUUAGCAAAAAUCGUUGAACUUCCCAUUGUUUCAAUGGUAGAGUCUAUCAGAACAAAGUUGAUGGAGUGGUUUUGUUUCAGAAGGGAGAGAGCAAGAAAACUAUUGGCUUCGGGAGAGCCUAUAACACCUAAUGUGAACACAUUACUCCUCCGGCACCACACUGAUUCAGCAGGUUUGGCCGUUAAACCAGUUUCAGCAUGGAGUUUCCAAGUGUCUUUGAAGGAAAAGAAGUUCUAUGUCGAUUUAGCAGAAAAAACAUGCAGCUGUUUGCAGUUUCAGAAGCUGGAAAUCCCUUGUUGUCAUGCUCUAGCAGCAGCAAGAAGAAACGGCGUUCCAGUGCCAGCUCUUGUAGGUGAACACUACACGGUUAAAGUCUUUGGUGCAAGCUACGAGAAAUUUAUCUUCCCUGUGCCUAAUGAAUGCGACGUACAAAUUCCGGUAAAUGUGCAAGAAACAGAAUUCAUUCCACCAAAAAAUAAGAACGGUCCUGGCCGUAGGAGGAAAAGAAGGAUCCCUUCCACUGGAGAGUACCAGGUAAGAUGCAGCCUAUUACUGUAAUUGAUAGAAAAAAAUGUCACCACUUGUUUAGAAAUUAACUGUUUGUAAAUGUUUCUGAAGGGUUCUAAGAGGCGCAAGACUGGACCUCAUAAGUGUUCUACAUGCCAUCAAAAAGGCCAUAACAGAGCUACUUGCAAAAACAUGCCUGGAUAAGGUGAGUCAAUGGGGAGGAGUACUUUUUGGUCCAACGAAGCGAUAAUGUAAGUUGUGAAGGUUAUUUUUGGAUUGGUCAGACAACGACCAUGGACACAUGUGGUUAGCAGCAAUGGUGAUACCUUUUGGUGUAUUUUGAGUACUCUACGGCUGAUGCAAAGCCGCUGUACAGCUAUCUGGCGACCCGCUAAGUGCACUUGGCUAAAAGCCAACUUUCAAACAGAUUGUGCCUUCAAUGUACGUAGCACUUCUGGUAAUAUGCAGGAAUGUAAUAUUAAGAUGUAAUAUUAAGCUGCUGCUUAAACAAGUCUACUGAUAUGUGUCCUUUAACUAGUAAUGAAAACUGCUUCUGUUGGUGUAGAUGGAAACUCGGUGCAUUGAUAUUAUAGGCGAGUAAAAGGUGCAUAACAUUAUACAUUUCAGCAUAACUCUCGGAAUCGAGUCGCAUACAUAAAAACAAAACAUCUGCGGCAAAGACUAGUGACCCUAAAAUUAUUUAUAAAACAGUUAGGGAGACCACCACCAAAACGUAAGGAAUUGUCAUAACGGCCAGCCCUUGGAAAUCUCAUGGAUGUAACUUGGUGCAGAACCAUUUCACCAACCUCAACUGCUUCCUCAAUAUUAGGAACAAGAUUAAAAAAUGUUUGCAUCACCUCCAUACCUUGGUCAAAAGAUCCACAACAAACAAGAACAAUUCCCAGCGCAAACCUAGCAUAUAGGAUGUGUGGAGCAGCGGCUCCUAACAGGUCAAUUGAACGUUGGCAAGGUCCUUCUUGAGCAGCAAGCCGUAAGCCUUCAACGUAGUGAGCAGAUGGGUUGGCAGCAUCCAAACACCGUAAAAAGAAGGGCCGGUAGAGAGAACCAAUAUUUGCAAGAUGAGGUGCAAAUACAAACUCAUCAAUAUCAACGUCCUCAAGAACACUGACAUCAAAGGCAAGGGCCAUGCCUUCCGAUCCAGCAGCUACAAAAGGGCCAAGCUCUCUGAAACCAUGCUGUGAGAGGCGGCGAACAAUUUCUAGAAGCAGAGCAUGUGGAAUGGAGUUCAUUUCAUGCAAUUUGGUGUUUGUUUAGCGUAGAUUGCAAAUAAAGAACAAGUGUGUUUAUAUAGAGUAAAUAAAGGGGAGAAAUAGGAGUAAUGUGGUGCAGAAAUGCAGGUGGGGGUUAAGCGUCAAAUAUUUCAUAUUGAAUGAUGUAGGUGGCACAGGAGGAGCAAGUGGGAAUAAAUAUAAGUGGACAAGUCCUUACGUGUGGAAGGAAAAGAGACAGUGUAAAUUACAUUAAAAUAGAAAAUAAGAUAGGUGCAAAUACAUAUUACAAGCGUGGUUGCAGAAAAGGUAGAGGAGUGAUAGUAAUGGGAAAAAAAUAGUUGUUAACAUAGAAGAAGGAACAUAACAGUAAACCAAUAAAAAAAACAAUGACUGCAGCGUCUGUCUAUGCGGCACCGAGUACGAAAACAGGUAGGUAUGUCAACAUAGUUCCAAGUGUUACCAUGGGAACGAAUCUUAACCGGACCUAGUUGAAUAAUGUGGCGAAAGACCUUGCUCCCAACUGCAUCAGCUGCUCUCCACGAACCAAUGUGAGAGACAAAGGUGUCAAUUGUGUGAAGUGCAUUUUGGUAAAACCCAAGGCAAAUCUCAAGCAACGCUCGAGCAAACCAAGCAUGAGGUGGACUGUUACCAAUGGUGUAUAACAAGUACAGAGCGUCUUCUGAGCGCCCACAUUUGGCAACAAGCCUGAUACUCUCAAGGUAAAUAGCAGUUGGAUUACGAGACUCAAAGCAACGGCGGAAAAAAGGACGAUAAAUAGAGUCUUCGUUAAUAAGCGCAGCAUCAUCAAGAAAGGGUUGAAGGCUAACAUUGUUGAGAACAAUGGGAUGAGAUGCUAGAGUGUGGCACAGUUUGGAAGCAAGCAGCAAACCCCCAAGAGACUUAAACGAGUCCUCCCCAACACGGGAGACAAUAUCUAAAGCAAUGUUAAUGUCCAAUUUUUCCAUUGAAGGGGUAACAACAAACUGUGAACAAUUUUGGACUUUUAAAGAAAAAAACAUGGAGUAAGUGGUAUGAGGUAUUUAAUGUCAAAUAAGGUAGUGGGUGGGGAGCGGGGAAGUGAACUAUGACAUUAAUGGUUUGUAAACGUGAAUUGUAUUCUCAAUAGA